Messenger RNA from Zea mays, 1761 nucleotides. RefSeq lists its product as uncharacterized. The transcript has a single exon. Gene Ontology annotation, biological process: carbohydrate metabolic process. The coding region runs from base 168 to 1643 and encodes 491 amino acids. NCBI's taxonomy places the organism in Eukaryota, Viridiplantae, Streptophyta, Magnoliopsida, Poales, Poaceae. Gene Ontology annotation, molecular function: protein binding; hydrolase activity, hydrolyzing O-glycosyl compounds. The record is from RefSeq and is marked validated.
GUAGACGCGCACCCACCUCCAUCCCUCCCAUCGGCAUCCCGGACUUCUCCCAGGAGCUCCGGGGCUUCCAGGCUAUCACCUACUACCAGGCCAUCAUCAACAACUCGCUCGUUGACCUCUACGUCCAGUGCGGCACGGUGGAGUUCGCACGCCAUGCGUUUGACCGGAUGCCGGAGCGGCACCUUGCGUCCUGGAACGCCAUGGCCCUCGCGCUCGCCAACCAUGGCCGCGGCAAGGACUCGCUCGAUUUGUUCAACCGGAUGACGCGGGUGGAGAAUGUGGUGCCAAAUGCCAUCACGUUCGUCGCGGGGUUCAGCGCCUGCAACCACGGUGGACUGGCCAUGGCGGCGAUGGGCGCGACCGCUUCGCCACUCCCUUCCCUAUUCCCCACAGGGCAGCGACACACUCUACUCAAGCAUCGCCUUCACCCGCAGCCUCGGGGACCUCGCCGCCGAGGCCGUCAGGGUCAUCGUCGAGCCGAGCUAUGGGUGCACGUUGGGGACGACGACUCGGACCACUACUGCUGGCAGCAGCAUGUGGACAUGACCACGUCACGACGAGCGUCCGAGGUUGACGCGGACCACCCGGGCUCCGAGGUCGCAGCCGUCAUGGCUGCCGCGACCGCCGUGUUCCACUGGGCCGGGGACGCGCACUACGCGCACCUACUGCUCCACCAUGCGCAGCAGCUAUUCGACUUCGCCAACACCUACCGGGGACGCUACGACGCCGCGCUGCAGGUGCUCGGUCUACACCCCGACCACGGGCUCGUUAACUCCUUCCACGCCAUCAGGCUGCUGCUCUCCACCGAGUAUUACAUCUCCACGAUGCUCACCUAUGUGGCCCGUGUCAGCCUCAUGGUGACGGUGGCAAGCCAACCUGCAUCUAUUUCAAUUGAUGCUCAAGGGAUGUUUGAUGAAAUGCAGCAAAGUGAUACCUCUGUUGCCAUCGCACAUACUGCCUUCAACAGUUUCUUCAACACGGAGGAGCUAGAUAGGUGGCUAGAAAGCUGCGAUGAACAGGGUGAAUUAGUUGGAGUCAACAAGAUCCAUGUGAAGCCUCAGUUCUUUGAUGUGGGCAAGGACUGUAACUGGGCGAGGGGCAUCCGGAGAACCGAGAUCCAGCUCGCUGAUGGCAAGAACUGUGAGCUACAUAGGUGCUGGACAGAUAUCUUGGAUGCUAUAAGCAAGGCUCAACAUUUGAUUUACAUCACUGGCUGGUUGACUAUAUUGGUGAGGGAUGAUAGCAAUUCUGUCGACCUGCUUACGAAGGAGGGCUUGCUGACUACCCAUGAUGUGGAGAUUGCAAAAGGAGAGCAGGAAAUCAUGAAUGAAGUACUUCCAGCAGAGAGCCGGUCAUCUCGGUUUGGUGUGGCUAUGGAUCUUGCAGACAUAUGGCCUUGCUAUGAAUCCAAACCAUCUGAUGCGCAAGGCUAUGCUAUCAAAGGGAUACCAAAUCUCAGAAACACAUGCUAUCGGAGUGCAGUAUUGCAGUGCCUGUUGAUGCUCGGUAAGCUGCUAGAAAGGAUACUACCAUCGACAUGGUUAGCCAUCCAAGGGUGCUCACGAACUGGUAUAGCCAUCCAAGGAUACUACCAUCAGUUCUCUUAUUUUAUCCAUAAGCUAUUUUCAGUUGAGCUGGUAUAGCACCCGAUAGGGCGCUGCCUUUUCUAGUACAUUUCAAACCAGAUCACAUCUGUGCACGUGAAGCCGACGACAGUUCACAAAAAGUGAAUAUGGCUACAUACAUGCUUGAUUGUGAAUC